AUCUCCGAUUUCUCAACUGAUGCGUGCGGCUAAUUGUUCAUUUUAAGUUAUACUUUUUUUUUGCUUUUACGUUUCGAUUCAAGUUCCUCUUGUUUUUUUUCCGAUUGUUUGGAGAUUCAGGCGUCGAUUUUGUGUCUGAUGUUCAUUUCUGGUUUGAACUUUCGAACUCUUAUUUCAAUCCCCAAGUCUUCUUUUGGAAGAUUCCACUCUGCAAAUGCAUACCUUGUUCUCAGCGUAGACUCAACUUUGGCAUCUGACAAGGCACUAGAGUUAGAUGCAGCACUUGGAUGUUGUACGGUGCAAUACCGCGAAGUUCAAGGUCAAGAGACGGAGAAGUUUCUCUCAUACUUCAAGCCUUGUAUCAUACCUGUUGAAGGGAAGUACUCGCCACAAACUGGAUUCCCUGGCGAGACAUACCAUGUCACAUUGCUAAUGUGCAAAGGAGACCACGCCGUUCGCGUUAAAGAGGUGCCUUUUCUUCGGUCAUCACUGAACCAUGAUGAUGUGUUUGUUCUCGAUACUGCAUCAAAAGUUUUUCUCUUUGCUGGGUGCAACUCAGGCCCUCAGGAAAAAGCUAAAGCCUUGGAGGUUGUGGAGUGUAUAAAGGAUAACAAGCAUGUCGGAAGAUGUCAGGUGGCGACUAUCGAGGAUGGAAAGUUCUCAGGUGACUCAGAUCCUGGUGAAUUCUGGUCUUUCUUUGGUGGUUAUGCUCCCAUUCCCAAGUUUUCAUCUUCUACUGCUCAAGAACAGGCUCUAACUACAUGUGCAAAAUUAUAUCGGGGAAAUCUACAUCUAACUGGAACAAGUUCUUUGAUCAAAGAUAUGCUUGAAAAGAACAAAUGCUACAUGCUGGAUUCCGACAGCGAAGUGUUUGUUUGGUUGGGAAGAAACACAUCACUCACGGAAAGGAAGACAUCCAUUUCUUCCUCAGAAGAUUUUCUACGAAAGGAGGGACGCUCCACUAGCACGAGUCUAGUGCUUUUAACAGAAGGAUUAGAAAACGCUAGAUUCAGGUCAUUCUUUGAUAAAUGGCCUUAGAUCAUGGAGUCCAGCCUUUACAGUGAAGGUCGAGAAAAAAUGGCAGCAAUGUUCAAACGGAAGGGAUAUGAUGUGGAGGAGCUUCCUGAUGAAGAUGAUGAACCUCUCUAUACAAACUGCCGAGACUCCCUGAAGGUUUGGCGUGUAGAUGGUGAUGAGGUCUCGCUUCUCUACAUUCAUGACCAGACAAAGCUAUUCAUCGGCGAUUGCUAUAUUCUGCAGUAUAAAUAUACUUGCAACGAAAGAAAUGAAUAUCUAUUAUAUCUAUGGAUAGGUUGUGAAAGCAUGGAGCAAGAUAGAACUGAUGCCAUAUCCAAUGCUAGUGCCAUUGCUGCUUUAACCAAGGGUGAAUCUGUAAUGUCAUAUAUAUCAGGGAAACGAACCUGCUCGGUUUUUUUCAGUGUUCCAGUCGCUGGUUGUUUUUAAGGGUGGUUUGAGUAGACGUUACAAAAUGUUUCUAGUAGAGAAUGCAAUCAAAGCUGAAAUACCUAAUGAGAGCAAGGCUUGUCUUUUCCGUAUUCAAGGGACAGGUCCAAGGAACAUGCAAGCAAUUCAAGUUAAUCUAGCAGCAAACUCCUCGAACUCAUCCUACUGUUACAUUUUACAACAUGGAGCUUCUUCUAUCUUCACUUGGACUGGGAAUCUUUUCUCAGAAUCUGAUCAUGAUGUUCUUGACAGAAUGCUUUAAUUCCUUGAUACGUCUUGGCAACCCAUAUCCAUGAGGGAAGGAAAUGAAUCGGACACAUUUUGGGAUUUGCUUGGUGGGAAGUCAAUGAGAAAACAAUUUAUUUACAUGUUCCUGUAAUUCAGGUGAAGAAGUAUACAAUUUUGUGCAAGACGAUUUAACUACUGAAGAUGUAUUACUGCUGGACUGCCAAACUGAACUGUAUGUUUGGAUUGGAUUAAACUCAGACAUAAAGUCGAAGCAACAAGCUCUUACUCUUGGUCUGGAACGGGUUGUGCUUGCCUCUUAACUAAAUGGCAGGCAGUUACAAAGGCAAGACUGGGUUAUGAUCCAUUGGAAGUGAAUCCAGAGGACAUGGUUUGGUUUGCAAUGGGGAAGCCACAGGGAAUUAUUUCGAAGACAAUGGCCUUCUUCUCUCUCGGAUACUGUCGCAACUUAUUACCUAUACAUGAUAUAUGUCCAUCCGUUCAUUUUUUCUCUCUCGCAACUAUCAUCCCAAUGGUCUCUGAUGAGGUUUACGCUAAGGGAGUGGCACCCUUUGUGAAAUGCUUGUCAUGGUUGAGGCUUACAAAGGCAAAUGUUGUAUGUCCCAAAAAAAUUAAGCUGACCCUGAGUAGUUCUACGGAGGUAAACUUCUUGAAAGUGAGACAUAUAUUGGUGGCCAUGUAGAGUGCUUCGAAAGUGGUGUUAUCAGAUCCGACAUUCCAACCAGUUUUAGCUCAAAACAAGUUUGGCAGUGAAUAUGACCAUCCGAAGAAGAAGAUUGAGUCUAAAUCUGUUAAUGCUGGUGCAAAUAUUCAGUCUUCAUAACCUUUCCUUGAUCUGCCAAAGGUGGAACAACAAUCCAAAUUAAGAGAACGACUGAAAAAAACGUGCACCACCGGCUUCUCUAUUGCUUGACUUAUUUUUGCUUUGCCAAGUCAAGCAAAAUUUUCGCGGCCUCAUUAACAGCAUUGAGUGCUUCAGGAGGGUUAUCUUCCUCUUCAACAGCAACAAUAUCUUCAGGUGCUUCAUCACCAACGGCAGCAUUGAGCGCUGCACCUUGAGCAGCAGCAACAGGAUUCGCUCCUUCAGCAGGAUUGGAAUUAGAGGCUAAAGAUUGAGACGGCUCAAGCACUUUAGAGACGACCUAUAAACAGGUUUUGAAUUAGUUUUCGACCUAUAGAAGCAGCAAAACUGACAAAAAAAACAAAACACACCUUUGGUAUUUUGCACAAUCUGUCAGGACCUGUCUGGAAGCACUCUUCGUCCACUACUUUCGGCUGGAUCUCCGCUGCUUGCGGAUGGAUCUCCACUGCUUGCGAAUAGAUCUCCACUGCUUGCGGAUGGAUCUCCACUGCUUGCGGAUGGAUCUCCUUGGGAUGGAUCUCCACUGGUUUCUGCAUCCAUACCACCUUUCUUAGUGACAAAAAGGGUACAUGGCUCAAUUGUGUAAUUGAGGCUGAAUAGCGAUACGACUCCAUCAGGAUCACAGUACUCAGUUAACGUCCACUGGUUCGCUAUUUUUACUUGUUCUUCUGUAUUGUUGCCUGGAUUGUUGACGGUCAGUCGAAUGAGGAGAAAUCGGGUUUUGACUUUCCAAAGUACAUCCAGGUUCUGAGUGUUUCAGCUAAAGCAAGUGGGAAGGAUCGCCGAACAAACUCUAGUUGCCAGGGCGCUGUUUCAAACACCUUAUCACCGUCAAUGUCUAUAGUUCCAAUGCCCACAUCAAAACCUUCAGAUAUGUUUAGCAACGCCAUAAUGCAUGUAAGGUCAUGAUUUUUGGCACGCCCAUCGACCAAGACGUAGGGCAGUGCUUUGUUUCCGAGAGUAUGAGCGAUCUUGGUAUGGUCUUCGCAACAGUAUCGUUGAGUAUCAUCAGAAACACCGUGCCAGCAAGAAUACAAACUGCAUCUUUGGCUUCUGCGCAAGUGGUAUUGUUUCUCCGGAGCCGAGGGCGGAGCUGAGUCUGUAGCCGGAGGCAAGGGCGGAGCUGAGUCUGUAGCCGGAUGCGAGGGCGGAGCUGAGGCUGUAGCCGGAUGCGAGGGCGGAGCUGAGGCUGUAGCCGGAGGCGAAGUCGGCGUCGAUUCCGCCAUGGAUCACAAGAGAAAGAAAUUUGAAAGAUGGUAAAAGAACGAGGAUCGAAAAGCAAGCAAUUCUCGUGCGAUUUUCCGGGAAAGAAGAUCCUUUACUUAGCCGGAGGUGAGGGCGGAGCCGGGGGCCGAAGUCGGCGUCGGUUCGGCCAUGGAUCACAAUAGAAGAGAAAAGAAAUUUGAAAGAUGGUAAAGGAGGAUCGAAAAGCGAUUCUCCGGCAAUUUUCCGGGAAAGAAGAUCCUUUACUUAGCCGGAGGCGAGGGCGGAGCCGGGGGCGAAGUCGGCGUCGGUUCGGCCAUGGAUCACACUAGAAGAGAAAGAAAUUUGAAAGAUGGUAAAGAACGAUGAUCGAAAAACGAUUCUCCGGGAAAGAAGAUUUACGGGGUUUUGGAGGGAGGAUUCAAGAAUUGAGAUUUUGAUUGGGUUUUUAAUGCAUUCGUCCUAAUAUUUAUAGCCCAAAGUACAAAGCCCAUUAGGAUUUAACCGACUUAACUAAUCUGGAUACUCGACCCGAGUCGUUUUAUUCCUGCCCGCUUCCUCUCCUUCGUGGAUCUUGGCGCUUUUGGAAAAAUUCUCGUCGCAACAUUCUCUCGAUUAGCUCAAGCGUAAUCUCUCUUUACUCGUAAGCUCUAUUGUAGAUUCCUCUAACUAGCAUUCGUUUUUUUGAUUCUUGAUUUUGUCGCUCUGAGUAAAUGUAUGUUUUGUGAUGUCUAUGCUCUUUGAUGGUUAUUUUUCUAGCUUCUCUUCAAGUUGCUAGCUUUCGUAAGUUCGAACAAACUUCAAUUUUGGAUUCGCGAUUUCGUGUGAGAAAUUUGUUUAGUGCAGUAGUGUGUGAUGCCUGUAAGGGGUUUGAUGAAAUUCCUCAAAGAAAUUAACUUUAUCGUUAUGCCAGUGUAUCUUUUGGAUUUGAUUGUUUAGACAUAAGUUAAUAAAGGGAGAAUUUAU
This is a messenger RNA of Thlaspi arvense, 4741 nucleotides long. The record is from the annotation of a GenBank genome assembly. Lineage: Eukaryota; Viridiplantae; Streptophyta; Magnoliopsida; Brassicales; Brassicaceae.